Messenger RNA from Cylicocyclus nassatus, 2982 nucleotides. NCBI's taxonomy places the organism in Eukaryota, Metazoa, Nematoda, Chromadorea, Rhabditida, Strongylidae. The record is from the annotation of a GenBank genome assembly.
AUGGAUGCGCUGGGUCGGCUGAAUCUAUUUGCGCUGGAUCGGUUAUUGAACUCGCAUGUGCAGCGGGAUCAUAGACGAAGACUAUAUCAGCUCCAGCGCAAUCUCGAUGCUAUAUUCAUGGAUCAACCAGCAGCGUUGCAAUACAUUCCGAACGGAAUGAAUCCUGCUCCGGAUCCAGAUCAGGUUAAUGAACCUUACAUGGUACCACCCAAUCCUAAUGAGGCUGGUGCUAUGGCACAACUUAAUCCUAAUGAGGCUGGUGCUAUGGCACCACCUAAUCCUGAUGACGCUGGUGCUGGACCGGACUUAGUCGCCAUCCAAGAGAAUGCUGGUGGGGAGCCUAAUCCCAACGGAAUUAGAGUGGAGCCUAUCGUUGAAUUAGGGCGGCAGGACAAGCUCCUCUUUUUUGCGUGCUAUACAGUGAUCCAUGCCACCACCUUCGAGGAACUGAAAAGAUUGAUAUUGUUGAUUGAAGUGGUUUCGGAAAGGACAUCAGACAUAAGUGCGCUAGAGAUUAGGAGCUUUCUCGAAGAGCUGACAGGUGAUUUGAACACGAGAAGUUACUUCUUCUGUAACUCUUGUCACCACUCACUGAUCGAGCAGCGAUCACUUUGUGAUAAUCCGCAGUGCGAGUUAAGAGGGAAACAUCCUAAGCGAUCAAAUUUACAAAGGAGAGCAACGCUUUCAUUGCUUGAUGUUCGCCCACAGAUUGAGACAGUCCUCACAAAACACUUGUCCCUACUCCUCAGCAUUCACCGACGCUUACACGAGGAUCAAAUUGACCAUGGUUGGCGUUCACAGCCUGCUGAUUAUCCUGAAUUCAAGAGAAAUUGUGAGUCUUCCUCUGACUUUCACAUGCACAAAAUUACCGUUCAAUUAACGCUAGCUACCGACGGAUUUACACCUUCUCGAUUGAACAAGCAAGAGCUGUGGCCGUUAUACAUACGAGUUGAUGAUUUCCCCCAGAAAAUCGGGAAUAACUACUCGAAUAUAGUCCUGGCUGGGAUUUUGCGAACAACAAAAACCCCUACCGAGAUCUUAUGGGAGGGACUUUGGAAUCAUUUGGUGGCGGAGCUGUCUAUUUUGAACGCCAACGAAUUCCUUCGAGUGCGUGAUAGAAAUGGGGAUAUGUGGACUGUCAGCCUCCGUUUGGUACAUGGUGUUGUGGACUAUCAGGGCUUAAAGGAUAUUUUUGGAAUUCCAUGCUGGAACUCUUACUAUGGCUGUCACAAGUGUCUAUAUCGUGGCAACAGGCAAGCGGGAACAAGAGCCCUCAACUGGUAUUGUGCAAAUCCGCAGGAUUGCCUUAAGAGAACAUCGGAAAACAUACUGCGUGAUGCAGAGCGCAGGGCAAAUGGACUCAACAGGGGGAGAACUUCGGCAAUGACCUUGUUCACGCCUGCAAUGUGCUGCGCCGACGCUCUCCACGUGAUUAGUGAAGGAGUUACCCAGGACCGCUUGCGAGAUUUGCUGUCUCGAUCAUCAAAGCUCGACGGUAUGAGACUGGCACGAGAAACGAUUGCGGAACUGCGCGGGGUAUUAGCGGGUGUAAGAAAUUAUACCUAUAGUCCGAAGUUCAUCCUUGGGUUCGAGGACCUGCCGUCUAUGACUGGAGCAGAGGUUGAGAUGCUGGCAAAUAUCAUCUUCCCUCUAGUCGGAGCCGCCGCUCUCUGUCCAUCUCCAUUAUGCACUGCAUCCCUCGUCGGGUACUGGUAUUGCAUAAAGGAACUGCAAGCUGUAGAAGAUCUUACCACCGUGAAUAUCGAGUUCGUACAAACUGCUAUGUGUCUUGUCAAGCAACUCUGGCAUGAAAUGUCAGACAGCAUGUUUACGUUAAAAGCACAUAAUCUAUUUGACCAUUGCGUUCUCGAAGAAGUUGAACUAUACGGCAGUCCUUAUGUAUGGAGCGCAGCCCCAUUCGAAUCUAUUCACCGCAUUCUGCAAGUUCCCCAUAAUCAGUAUGUAUCGAACUCCAAUGACAGAAUUCUUAAUAGAUUUGUCCAAAUGAAAAAGCUUGCGGUGCUCAUGGAAGAAGCAUUUCUGAGAAACCAUUCUGGAAGAUUCGAAAGUUUAUUAGGCGCUAUGAAAAAUGAAGCGAAAAGGCGAGCGAAAAUUGUCAUCGUGUAUCCAGGCAACGAGAAUAUUGCUGGCGCUGCCACUUCGCAACCAUCAACAUCCGGACUAAAAUCGUAUACAUACGCGGAACUAAGCCCUUUUAGUCUCCAAGAUCUGGAUUAUGCAGAGGAUGAGACGUCUGAGAUCCCGGCUUUAUCAAGUUCGUAUGCAGGGGAAGUAUCGGGAAACCUAUCGCCGGAGACGAGCAUGGAAUCGCACUACACGACAACUCCUGAGGUAAUGACUCCCAACAAUCGCGAACAGCCGAGGGUCGAACGCUUGACGAACACUAGCGGUCCUAUAGAAGCUAUUAAAGAAUCCCUUGGAAAGCCUGAGGGAACUUCCGACUUCGCUUCAGUGCUGUAUGCUUUUUUCUCGAAGGAAUCGUCGACGUUAAAUCGGGCUUCUGUAGAGAUUUGUGAUCCGCCAUACGAAAUAUGGGAUUACACCUACCGUGCCGCAAAUUCUCCCCGAGCAGAUAAGAGGUUGAUUAAUUUGCCGGAAGGCAUCAGUCACACCAUCACAGAGUUCAUAAUUGAUGCCGUAGGCCUAUCCCAUCCUUAUAUUUACAGUGGAAAACUUGCAAGCCUGAGAAAUUCCCGGGAAAGGUUCUGGUUGGCCCUUGGCGACACCGAAGAGAAUAGAGAAACACGCUUCAAGCAACUCUUAAGGGCGAAGACGACCUGGUUUGACAACUGUAAAACUUGUAUGACGCGAUCCCUAGAGGACAUCCGUUCCUACCGCAUGCACGACGGCCAGCUAGUCGCUCCCAAGAAAUACAAAGCAACCCUUGAGACGGGACUUUCUCGUCAACAAACGGCGGAAAUGUCAUCAGAAGAGAGAGAACAAGCUUUGCAGAAUUCGUAA